Phyllopteryx taeniolatus (common seadragon) is the source of this 1416-nucleotide messenger RNA. It is a transcript of the gene rnaseh1, whose product is annotated as ribonuclease H1. The record is from RefSeq and is a predicted model, not a curated record. The transcript is spliced from 8 exons. Gene Ontology annotation, molecular function: RNA-DNA hybrid ribonuclease activity; magnesium ion binding; nucleic acid binding. Lineage: Eukaryota; Metazoa; Chordata; Actinopteri; Syngnathiformes; Syngnathidae. Bases 372 to 1289 code for a protein of 305 amino acids. Gene Ontology annotation, biological process: DNA replication, removal of RNA primer.
CCACUAAACCAUGAUCAUCUUGAAAUAAGACGAAGAAGUUUCCGUUUUUCCUCUCGUUUGUUCGACUUCUACUUUAUUUGUCUCAGCUUUUAAGUUACGAUUUUUUUACGGAGACCCCUAAAACACGUUAGAGAAGCAACAUCCUUUUUGUCGUCACUAUUGUCAAAUUGAAAUGUUUUUAGGUGUCGUGCUUGUGUUGUGCCGCGCAAGCUAGCAGCUGGCAUUAGCUCUGUUUGGUGGCACCUUGCAGCAAGUGAACGCACGUUUGCAUAGUUUUUAAACGAACAAAUAAACACGUUCACACCGUUUAUUUGCGUUCCCGUCACGAUGGCAGCCGCCUCCGUGGUUCGGCUGGUUGCUUGCUGACUGUCAUGCUGAGAUUAGCUCGUCUUUUCCGGGUAGUUACGUUAACGAGAAGCGUCUGCAGCGCCUCCGCCGAAGACAUGGCCAAGGGAAAGUUUUUCUAUGCCGUGAAGAAAGGAUUCCAGCCUGGUGUCUACAGCUCCUGGGACGAGUGUAAGGCCCAGGUGGACAAAUUCCCAUCGGCUUCCUUUAAGAAGUUUGCCUCUGAGAAGGACGCGUGGGCCUUUGUUCGAGGAGUGGAAUCGUCUGCAGCUCCACAACUGCCCAAAGCAGUGGAACCCGAUUUGUAUGUACUUCCGAAAAAAGGGCCAGAGCCUCUGGAGUACAUCCCACUAGGCAAGAAGAGAAGUCGCAUGGAGGAGGAGGAGCAGCAGCAGCAUCAGAAUGCCGUGGUGCCUUCCAAACGCAUCAAAGAGAACCACAGUUCAUCUACAGACAGCACAGAUGGAUUCACGUACAUGGGUGACGCCGUCGUGGUUUACACUGACGGCUGCUGCUCCAACAACGGAAAACGUGGCGCUCGGGCUGGGAUCGGCGUCUACUGGGGCCCCCAGCAUCAUCUGAACGUUGCUGAGCCGCUGCAGGGGAGACAAACCAACCAGCGUGCAGAAAUCCAGGCUGCAUGCAUGGCGCUGCAACAAGCCAAAGAACAAAACAUCAAGAAGCUGCUGGUGUACACGGACAGCAAGUUCACCAUCAAUGGCAUCACAAAGUGGGUGAAGAACUGGAAGCUAAACGGCUGGCAGCUCAAGUCAGGCGGUACCGUCACCAACAAGGAUGACUUUGAAAAGCUGGACCGCCUCAAUGGGGACCUGGAGGUGGUCUGGAUACACAUCCCAGGUCACGCGGGUUACCGAGGCAACGAGGAGGCCGACAGGCUGUCCAGAGAAGGAGCAGCGAAGUCCUCACAUCAAGAACUCCACUGACUACUACUACGAUGACAUUUUAAUUUCUGAGGUGGUUGUCACCUUCUCCGCAUUCUUGUUGACUGAGGCUCUCCCUCUAUGUCCUCUCGUUUUUAUUAGUUACAAUAAACAUGUUUUCUGCCUCGUC